This is a messenger RNA of Coccomyxa subellipsoidea C-169, 664 nucleotides long. RefSeq names its product 40S ribosomal protein S16. The transcript is spliced from 7 exons. Gene Ontology annotation, biological process: maturation of SSU-rRNA from tricistronic rRNA transcript (SSU-rRNA, 5.8S rRNA, LSU-rRNA); translation. Gene Ontology annotation, cellular component: cytosolic small ribosomal subunit; ribosome. The record is from RefSeq and is a predicted model, not a curated record. Lineage: Eukaryota; Viridiplantae; Chlorophyta; Trebouxiophyceae; Coccomyxaceae. Gene Ontology annotation, molecular function: RNA binding; structural constituent of ribosome. Bases 46 to 483 code for a protein of 145 amino acids.
GUCUGAAGGUUGAGCAAGGGCACGUUUGGGCUGUUCUCCAACAACAUGGCGGAGAAGGAGACUCAGUCAGUGCAGACCUUUGGCAGGAAGAAAAAUGCUGUCGCAGUGGCAUACGUGAAGAGGGGAACUGGACUGCUGAAGCUCAAUGGGUCUCCUCUGGAGCUCGUGCAGCCCGACACACUGCGGUGGAAGGUGAUGGAGCCAGUGCUGCUCCUGGGCAAGCAGCGCUUUGAGGGCGUGGACAUCCGCAUCCGCGCAUCCGGUGGCGGCCAUGUGUCACAGAUCUACGCAAUCCGACAAGCCAUUGCCAAGGGCCUCGUCGCUUUCUACCAGAAAUAUGUGGACGAGCAGGCAAAGAGGGAGAUCAAGGACAUUCUCCUGACCUACGACAGGACUCUGUUGGUGGCAGACCCCAGGCGCUGCGAACCCAAGAAGUUUGGCGGUCCGGGAGCCCGUGCUCGCUUCCAGAAGUCUUACCGUUAGAAGCAGCUUUUUGGAUGCUUUGGGGAGCCAGGGAUCAACAGCUGGCUGUUCAGAGUAUUUGGAGGCAUGUUGGGCUCUUUCAAGCAUGUACCACUUAUCGCUCAAAACUUCCGGAAAUAUGGCAUUGCUCCUGAAGUGGAUUUGAGAGGGACCUGUGUGUAAUAAAUAGCAGUUCAACGUC